This is a messenger RNA of Chilo suppressalis (striped riceborer), 4158 nucleotides long. The record is from the annotation of a GenBank genome assembly. NCBI's taxonomy places the organism in Eukaryota, Metazoa, Arthropoda, Insecta, Lepidoptera, Crambidae.
CUCUUGAUUAAGUUAAAUUUUGAAAAUAUAUCAGGUUUUGCAAGUGAUCUCAAACUUUUUUUGAUGUGUGUAUGUUGAUUAAAUUUCAGUAUAAUUAUCUUUUUUUCCUAAGCAUAAUGAAUUUUGAACAAUAGGAAAAAUUACAGAAAAGUACCUAUUUGAAAACGAAUGGAAAUCUUUUUAUUAUUUUUCUUUUCUUUUAACGCAAUUUUUCCAUUACCCAUCACUAUUUGUGUGUAUCGUCGGCUAGCGGCUAGCAGCGAGCGAGCGUGAGCGGCGGGCGGGCAGAGACGCGGCCGACCUACGCGCCGCGCCAUCCGCUAUCCUCAUUCACUGUUCACUCAGUCUGUGCAUGAGCCUCUCGUGGAGCGCUCGCUCAUCUGAGCGCCACCAUGACGCGCUCCGCGUUUCUGGUGUUGUUAGCAUCGUGCUCUCUAACUCUGGCCGAACAUAACUAUGGCAUCUGCAAUGUCGAAGGUUGCGAGUGCACACCGGCUGCACACCCAUUCUGGAUGAUGAUUAACUGCACGCUGCCAUCGAAUCAGAAGUUGAAUAUUCUGGAAGGUGACUUGCCGGAGAUGACUUCGGACUUGCUGCUGGAAGGGUGUGAGGCGAUCACGUUGGGUGCCAACUCACUGUCGCGGCUCAAAGAUCUGCGGCGAGUGCGCCUGUCGGGCGCGCAGCUCGUGGUGCUACGCCGCGGCACCGCCACCAAUCUCAAUGUCGUUAAUGCCUUCCUCGAGAUCGACAACUGCCAUGAACUCAGGAUUGAAGAAAAAACGUUCAGCAACAUCAGAGGCCCGCUGACAGUUACUAUUAAUAAUUGCGAUUACGUGUCGAUGGAAGGCGACGCUUUCUCCUGGCUCCUGAAGAUCAGCAUCAGCAACGCCCAGAACCUGAGCUUAAGCACUGGCACUUUCACCUUAGACCCCACCGCUGCCAACGUAGGGGAGCAUGGUCCAGGCAUGUCGAUCGAACUGAGGAAUGCCACGGUACCCGAAUUUCCAGCAAAUACAUUCGGCUCGUCGGCAGCUGAAAUAUUGAUGGACUCAGUGGUGAUAGGCGCUGUACGAGCCUUUGCCUUCUCAGCCAAUACCUACAACGUUGUCAAGGCUACCGACUGCUCAUUUGAUUACAUCGAAGGAGAAGCUUUUGCCCAGAAUUCUCUGAUAAAUAGUUUACAAUUCCACGGUUGUAAAUUACACCAUCUGCGCUCUAAGGCGCUGCAGUCUGCUGUCACAAAACUUGAUAUAGCUAAUAGCAGAUUUGAUUUCAUCGAACCUGGAGCCAUCAAUGCGACAGUUGCGUCGGUGAGAAUUGCAGAUAGCGAAUUUCACACAUUCAUGGCAAGGGGCUUCGAAUUAUCGUCAUGGAAUAAAUUGUAUAUGGGACACAACAAAUUUGACUCAAUGGCAGCAAAUGCCAUAAUUGCUCCUACUAAUAUAGUACACGAAUUAUUUUUCGUGGAAAAUGAAAUAGAAAGCGUAGCCACAAAUAGUCUGGGAUUUAUAGGACAAGUUUAUAGUAGCCGAUAUGCUGUAAACGUGGUCUACAAAAACAAUUAUUAUGGAGUUCCGUGCCAUUGUAACAUAAGCUUAUGGCUUGCUGAAGCUAUGGGAUCUCCGAAUGGAGAACCCUAUGAGACGGAGAGCUAUUGUACUGUAGAUGAAUUUUUUGCUCGAUGCUUUAAUGAACCAGAGCAAAAUCUUCUUUUCAAAAAAUUUACCGAUGUAGUAUGCAGUAGUGAAUUAAGCAUUCAAUGUGAAAAGUAUAAAACAAAGACAGGAGGAAAACCAACAGAAAUAAAAAAUCCAAGAUUUCCUCAUAAGAAAGAAGAAGAAUCUUUAUCAGAUAAAGAUAAAAAAGUCAUUGGAAUUGUCAUAGUCACUGCUUUAGGAUGUGUCAUUAUAGUUAUGUUCAUAAGCUUCAUCCGUUGUAUGAAACGGCGAGGAUACUGUACGAAUAUUAAGAUUUUUUUAAUGUCAUCAAACUCUACGUGUGGUUCACUUUGUGAGAGAUUGUGUGUUUGUGGGAGAAAUAAUGGACUGGAUAACGCACUUUCUAUAUCCCGAUUUUCAGUUAAUGAAUAUUCGGAACGUAGAUGUCUGAACGAACCACGUGUUCAAGAGAUUCCUCUUGUAUUAACCGCGCCACCUGUGUAUUCUGAAGAAGUCGCUACACCGAUGGAUGACAAGGCUACACAGACUCUGCCCGAAGAAUUAACAAAAGAGCUACUAGAAAAUUUAAAAGAAAAGCUUGAAGAUCCUGAGAAUUAUGUGGAGGCUCGCGAAAUGAUAGAACAUCUAUAUGAACUUAUUAAGGUUGAAGAAAGCUGCAACACCAAUAAUUUAACCGUCUCAAAAGCCGAAGAAAAUAUUUAUGAUUUACCAUUCCAAAAUACUACACCACGAAUUGGGAAGAACAAGAAGCAAAUGAUAAGCAUUGGAACAAAGACACCGUCUUUGGAUAAACUGGCACCUCUCUCACCGUAUAAUAGACAGACCGCAUUAGCUCAUGAGUACUUCGAACCUAAGGAUUUUGCUGUGCAUUUAUAUGCAGAAAUAGCUAACUGUGAUAAAGAAAAGCGAUCUCUGCUUGGAAAUAUUCCUGACAUCGUCGAGCAAGUCGUACCCAGGGGACCCUAUCUACGCGCCAUCCACGCGAAGAACUCCAGCCCCGGUUCUUCUCCUCAAUCAUCAUCAUCUAAAUCACCGUCGUCUAAAUCAUUCAGCAGUAUUUCAAAGACUCCGAUUUCAAGCCCCACGAACAGCUUCGCUACUAGCCCAUUGCUGAGUCCUUCAACUAGUUCCGGUUCUUCUGGGAAAAUGGUCAAUCGCCCUUUGCCAGAAAAACCAGUCAAUUUGGAUGCGGGAGAGGGUACUUCAGCUGCUAUGGCAUUCCAAGUGUAAGGAUGAAGAUCGGUGUCUCGGUCUCGCAGCCGCGCGUCGUUGCAGAUGGCUGCUUGCCGCCGCCGGCGCUGCCACACGCCGCACCGGCCGGCGCGCUGAGGUUCGAAGGAUGGCUAAAUGUCUAGAUUGUGAUCGUGACGUUAUUCGAUUAAUUUGCUGUGAUAUUAAUUUUGAUUAUUUUUAUCUUAAUCUUUUGUAUGAGUGUGUCAUGCCAGACACUUAUUUUUAAGGUUUAUUUGUAAAUAUUUUGAAUAAUUUUAGAGGCCACAUAGGCGUACCCGUGCCACAUUUGUGUAAUUUAAUGCUUCUUAUAUUAGUGCUCUAUGUUGUUCAAUACAUAAAAAUGUUAUUAAAACUAAAUAUAUCAUGCAUGACUUAACAGUCACUGUAUCUAACUCCUAAAUAGUGAUGACCGUUGAAAUUGAAAGCUUAAAUCUGCAUCUAAAAGACUGCUUGUGUUAUGCUUUUUAUUCCGUAUUAAUAAAAUAUUCAGUUGAACUCGACUGUAUAAUUAAAUUGACACUAUUUUAACUUAGAAUUUCAGUCACUUUUGGAAAUAUUACUAUUUUCGUCCUUGAGGUUAGUGAUUAUUUAAUUAUAUCUUUCUAUUGACUAAAUAUUUGGUCAAUUCACCUACCUGUAUUGUAGGUUUACCAGAUCGAAUAAAGAUUAUGUUAGAUCUUACAAAUAAAAUAUAAUAUUUGUUAUCUAUUUAAAAGGUCCUUUACUAAUCUAUCGCUCAAGGGGCAAUUAGUUUGUGUUAAGAAACCUAUUAAUUUUUCUACUGCCAUCUCAUAGUAUUGUUAUGACUAUGUGGUUGAUUAUUAAUUAAAAUACUAAAGCGUGUUAUUAUCUCUCAAUCAGACAAAGAAAAUGUUUAUGAUCGAUUAUUACUUUGUUUCGAAAACAAAAACCUGUACCUUUGAAAAGUACCUACCUAGCAUACGUGUACUGACUUAAAUUGCAAAUUGGCAGUGCUCAGGAAAUUAAAAUUUUAUUAAUGAAAUCAAUAAAAAUAAGUGAUUUCCAAAUCCUUGCCAUUAAUUAUGCAGAAAUGUACUAAUACAGAUUAAGUGGUAGGAUUUCAGAUUUUUUAACUGAAUUUUAAAGUACAAUAAAGAAUGACAUGACAGCGUUUAUCUGUUAAAGUACAUGUGCAUAGGUAUUAAUGGCUACUUAUAGUUGAUAUAAGUUAAUUAUUAAAUUGAUGUUGAAAUUAUUUAUGCAUCCCUAUUAUAAAACGAUGACU